Rhagoletis pomonella (apple maggot) is the source of this 921-nucleotide messenger RNA. RefSeq lists its product as uncharacterized. NCBI's taxonomy places the organism in Eukaryota, Metazoa, Arthropoda, Insecta, Diptera, Tephritidae. The record is from RefSeq and is a predicted model, not a curated record.
GAAGCCGGAGUCGGUAAUAAUCAGCGCUUUAUUAACAUUAGCAAGUUGUAUGAAACGUUGGGCCCUAAAUUAAGCGCCGCGCUGCCGGCUUUCCAUGCAUUGACGGGUUGCGACUAUAAUCCGUCAUUUUUCAAGAAAGGAAAAAGCCGGCCGUAUAAAAUUUUACAAAACUCAGAACGUUUUAUCGAUAGUUUUAUCAAACUAAGCAACGCACCUGACGACGAGUUGCAGAAUACGUUUGAUAUUAUAGAAGAAUAUGUUUGUCGUAUGUAUGGAUUCAAAAAAAAUCAACAAAGUCAAUGAAGCACGAGUUGCAACAUUUUUGAAGACGUACAAGGUUUUACAAAACGAUGACAUAUUCCGGUUACCGAAGAAUAAUAUCGACGGAUCAGCUCUGCCUCCCUGCAAAAUUGAGCUGCACCAACAUUUGCUGCGGACAACAUACAUAGCAAAUAUUUGGGCACAUGCUCAUCUUCAGGUUCCAACGGCAUUACAUCCGACUGAUUUUGGAUGGGAAGAAGAUGAGGGAAAAUUCAAUUUUAAAUGGUUCGAGGGUGACCAGCUACCCGCUACCCUUGGUGAUAUAACUAUCGAUGAUGGCGAUGACCAAAAAAGUACUGAAGAUCCUGACGAAGAUCUUUCACGGGUCGACAUCGCUGUCAGUGAUAAUGACAGCGAUAAUGAGUACGAUGGCGAUGAAUCCGAAGAAAGCGAAAUUUAAAAUAUUAGCUAUUCACGUAUUAGCACACUAUGUAUAUUUAUUUUGAAUUUUAGUAUGCUUUUUGUAAAUAAAUAAUACAUUUUUAAGUAAUUAAUAGUAAACCUACUUUUUAUUAUCCUCCUUUAGAGCAGAAAAGUUAUACGUAUCUAUCAUCCAAUAACUGCAUGGACGGCACGCUGUGUUUAAUGAGAAAAGUAUAG